AGCAUGCUGCGCCGUAACGUUGGAUGGGCGCCAUCUGUAAUAUUCGGUUUUUUGUGUAAACCGGCAUCGAACUGGUUGCAAGCACUCGGGCUGGUUUUUUAUUAACCCUGGUUCUAAUUUUACACCCUAGUUACUUUUGUCGUAUUCAUUUCUAGGUAUAGGGUUUCAUUAUGAAUUUAAUUCCCGAUAUGAUAUCGGGAAGAUAUCAAAUUCGUCAAUUUGUUCGGAUUUUUUUUAUUGUUUUGCUGAAGCUCGGUAAUAUAUUCUUAUUUGUGAAUGUUGUCCAUCGAAACCCUUCUUCCGGUGGUUCUGUUGUGCAGAUUUACUCUUCAGUUUCUUUAGUAAUACUCAUAAAGACAAGAAAACCAGUAUGGGCAAGAAAAGAACUCGAUCCAGCGGGCUCGGUGGAAUGGUUUCAACGCGGUUUAGUUUUUGGGUACUUGAUGUUAUCCGGGACCGUUUGUCGUUGGCAAAUAUUUGUGCUUUGCGGCUGUCCAGUAUUGGACAUUUGGUCGACAUGGCUGACUUACAAUUUCAGGGUCAACUGUAUAUUGCAAUGUGUCGCAUGCUUCGGAAUCCCUCAAAUCCAGGAUGCUUGACUUACAAUAUCGGUCAUAGUUUGGUAGACUUUGGUCCUGGUGAUCAUGCACUCGUUAGUGGGCUGAAAAUGACAGGUAGUAAGCAACUACCGGCUAGUUCUCAGUUUCAUGCCACUGUAUUUAAAGGUGUUAAAAAAUUGAGCUUCUCUGACAUACAAAAACGAUUUCUAAAGGAAUGUGAUAGAAGUCGCGGUAAUUCUGAAUUAUGCUUGAGGUUGGCUUUGUUGUGUAUUUUAUAUGGUGUGGUUAUGGCUAAGGAUAGAUCCACAAGGUGUUUAGACUUAGGUUACAUGCACCUGAUGGAUGAUAUGGAUAAGUUCAAUGAAUAUCGUUGGGGCCGUGUUACCUAUGAUGAACUUUUGUUGCGUACAUUUAGUGCAAAAGCUUGUAUCAAUGGUUAUGAAGGUAAAGAUUCAAAGCUUCGAAUAGAGGCUCGUGGUUUUGUUUUUGUUCUACAGGCAUGGGCUUAUGAGGUUAUUCCCGAACUUGCAUCAUUUUGUGCGAAAUCUGUAGUCAAUAGACGUCCCUGCUGUGCCAGAAUUUUACGUUGGACGAGCGAGCCUUACUAUGAAUUUGAUGACCUAUUUCUGUUUUUCAAUCGUUCAAGUCCAUAUAAGCUGGUAAUUAAUUUUGUUAUUGUGUUUUGUGUUUCAGUUUAAUCUUUUUUUUGUCAUCGUAAAUUGAUUAGCAUUUGUAUUGUCUGUUUUAUUUGAUAAUUAUUUAAUGCCUGUUGUGGAACCACAACAGGGGUCUGUUGUGGCAUCGGCAGAGGAGCUCUGUAUGCUUAAUAAAUUAGGAAUGCCAAAUACCACGUCAUUUGCGGUAACCUCACCUCAAUUGAAUGAGAGUUUGAAUAAGCUUUUCCCAAGUAGUCCAACCGAUGUGCAUUGUGAAACUGGAAAUAGUCGUCGUGGUUGUGAAAAGUCUGUUAAAUCACCGAGAAGGUGUUCGGAUAGAAUUCGUUCCCAAGGUAAGGUUAUGCAUUGUAAUAAGAUUGCUGGAAAAACAGUUAGGGAUAAGGAUUCAAUGUGCAAGAUCGUUGAAUCUGAUGCAUUGGAGAAAGAUCUGACGACAAAUAAUUUUGUUUCCAAAGGAGCUCCUAGUUUGGAACUUAAAUUUAUGCUGAAUGUAGUAAUGGAGUCUGUGAAGAGUUUGGAGGUCAAAUUUGAAACCAGAUUUUGUGCUCUCGAAGAGCGUUUAAAACAGACUGAAUUAGUUCUAGCUGAAUUACGGGAGGCUAAAAUUUGUUGUCGUAAUUCUUUGGGUGUAAAACCCCCAACUUUAAGCAGUCCUGUAAACGUUGGGUUUGAAGAUUCUGGGAAAGUUGAUUUACCAUCGUUUAGUUGUAAAAUUUCACAUGAAGAACCAAGUUCGCAUUUGUCACCUGUCUGCGAAGAGUUACCUAGGUCAAUUUAUAGUGAGAUUUUUUCUGCUCACAGUAGUCAAAGGACCAGAAGCCGAGAGGCUAAAAUACAAAAGUCAUUGAUCUGCUCUGAUGUAAGCGGACCUCGUCUCUCGACUCAGAAGCUUUGUGCAGCCAGUGGUGGGUUUGGUUGGAUGUUUGGUGAACUUGCUGACAGUGAGACUGUGGUUUGGAAUGCAUUUUUACGCUGGCAAGCAACUGCAAAGAAGAAUAGACUAAAAAAUACGUCCGAAGAGCUACGGCUACCCUCAGAAAUACUGAAGUAUGCUGAUCGUGAAUGGUUUGAUGAUAUUAAAAAUGGACAAAAAUGGUUACGGACUGAUCAUGUCGAAGCUCUUUUAUAUCUUGUUUCUUCAGUAUAUGAAGAAAAUGGCGGUUUUCAAUCCAAAUUGGAAUGGACUUUUUUGGAGAUGUUUGUAGCGGAUAGUCUAAAGUCUCCUGAUGUCGAAAGUAUCCGUAAAUAUAUUGCAUCGUUUAUCAGUGGUACCAAACCUCUGAAACGGACUGUUGCAUGGACUACCAAGACUCGUGUUUACAGCGUUUUGAAUGUUUGCGGUAAUCAUUGGGUUUUGUUUGAGAUAAAUAUGCGUGAACAAGAAAUAAUUGUUUACGACUCGUUGCCCAUGAGAUGGUCGAUUGUCUCUAAGGAAUUUCUUAAUAUGUCGAUUACUUUGCCUAUAAUCUGUCGUGAUGCCAAUUUGCUGGAGGACUUGCCCUACAAGUCUGCUUGGGAUAUUGCUCCAUACCGUGAAUCUCCACGACAUGCAAACAAUUCUGACUGUGGCAUUAUGGCGAUUAAGUAUUUGGAAUGCUCUCAGCAAUAUAAUUUGAAGCACCUUUCUUCUAUAUUGAUAUUAUCUACGUUAUUCAUGGCACCGCGACUGAAAUGCCAUUGGAUUUAG
Messenger RNA from Salvia miltiorrhiza (redroot sage), 2924 nucleotides. RefSeq lists its product as uncharacterized. The record is from RefSeq and is a predicted model, not a curated record. Gene Ontology annotation, biological process: proteolysis. The coding region runs from base 1323 to 2924 and encodes 533 amino acids. Gene Ontology annotation, molecular function: cysteine-type peptidase activity. NCBI's taxonomy places the organism in Eukaryota, Viridiplantae, Streptophyta, Magnoliopsida, Lamiales, Lamiaceae. The transcript is spliced from 8 exons.